UAUCGCUCUCAUACACAGACAGAAACGAUAAUGGCGGAUUUACAAUACUUCUUUGUAAUCAUUCUUCUUUGCCUUGGAAUCACAGUCUUGAUCCAAGCCAUUGUUACCAAAAGAUUCCGCAACAAACCACCGCUUCCACCAAGCCCAAUAGCUUUACCGAUCAUCGGUCACAUUCACCUACUUGGUCCCAUAGCUCACCAAGCACUUCACAAGCUCUCAAUCCGCUACGGACCUUUGAUUUAUCUCUUCAUUGGCUCCAUUCCUAAUCUUAUCGUCUCAUCAGCUGAGAUGGCGAAUGAGAUUCUCAAGUCCAAUGAGCUCAACUUCCUGAACCGACCCAAAAUGCAAAACGUUGACUACCUUACUUACGGCUCAGCAGAUUUCUUCUCAGCGCCUUACGGGCUUCACUGGAAGUUCAUGAAGAGGAUUUGUAUGAUGGAGCUCUUCAGCAGCAGAGCAUUAGAUAGCUUUGUUACUGUGAGAAGAGAGGAGUUGAAAAAGCUUCUGAUACGCGUCCUGAAGAAAGCAGAAGCAGAAGAGAGUGUUGAUCUCGGCGAACAGCUAAAGGGAUUGACAAGCAACAUCAUAACGAGAAUGAUGUUCAGAGAAAGGCAAUCGGAUCGUGACGGGUGCGGUAAAACAGAGGAAGUUAUCAAAAUGGUGGUGGAGUUGAAUGAAUUAGCAGGGUUUUUUAACGUUUCUGAAACGUUUUGGUUCUUGAGAAGGCUUGACUUGCAAGGACUCAAGAAGAGGCUCAAGAAUGCUCGAGACAAGUAUGAUGUGAUCAUAGAGAGAAUAAUGGAAGAGCAUGAGUCUAAGAAAAACAAAGAUGCAGGAGCAAGGAACAUGCUAGACAUUUUGCUCGGCAUACACGAAGAUAAAAACGCAGAGAUGAAGCUAACUAGAGAAAACAUUAAGGCCUUCAUCAUGAACAUUUAUGGGGGUGGAACAGAUACAUCUGCCAUAACAGUAGAGUGGGCUCUAGCAGAGCUGAUAGACCAUCCAGAGAUCAUGAAGAAAGCACAACAAGAGAUAGAGAAAGUGGUGGGAAACAAGAGAGUAGUUGAAGAAUCGGAUUUGUGCAAUCUCAGUUACAUCCAAGCAGUUGUGAAGGAGACAUUGAGGUUACACCCUGGAGGACCAAUAUUCGUGAGAGAAUCUGAUGAAGAAUGCGCGGUGGCUGGAUUCAGAAUCCCAGCUAAAACGAGGGUGAUAGUUAACGUUUGGGCGAUUGGAAGAGACGCUAACCAAUGGGAAGAUCCAUUGGAGUUUAGACCUGAGAGGUUUGAAGGGACCGAGUGGAAAGUGAUGAGUGAGAAGAUGAUGUCUUUUGGAGCUGGGAGAAGAAGCUGUCCUGGAGAGAAAAUGGUGUUUAGAUUCGUUCCAUUAGCUUUAGCUGCGAUAAUACAGUGUUUUGAGUUAAAAGUGAAUGGAAGUGUGGAGAUGAAUGAAGGGGUUGGAUCAUCUCUGCCUAGAGCCACACCUUUGGUGUGUGUUCCUGUUGCUAAGGAGGCUAUACAAUCAUUUGUUCCGCUUGAACCAAAGGUCAUCUUCUAG
Eutrema salsugineum is the source of this 1557-nucleotide messenger RNA. RefSeq names its product 3,9-dihydroxypterocarpan 6A-monooxygenase. Gene Ontology annotation, cellular component: membrane. Gene Ontology annotation, molecular function: heme binding; oxidoreductase activity, acting on paired donors, with incorporation or reduction of molecular oxygen, NAD(P)H as one donor, and incorporation of one atom of oxygen; iron ion binding. The record is from RefSeq and is a predicted model, not a curated record. The transcript has 2 exons. The coding region runs from base 31 to 1557 and encodes 508 amino acids. Lineage: Eukaryota; Viridiplantae; Streptophyta; Magnoliopsida; Brassicales; Brassicaceae.